AUGGGCCAGUACUUGCUAAAAUUGCUGCAUCUUGCUGUUACUAUCAUCGAAAAAACUUACAAUGAUGUUAGAUGUGGUUGUUUGAGCUCUAACUCUACUUUUGAUAGCAUGGACUCUAUCGUAGCUUCUUUCAAAAGCUUUGGUAGCUCUCCUCUUUUUAACAAAUGGAGAGAUAAAGAUGUUAUUGAUGGUGUACUAUCUACUGCAAUAAUUCAAUCCAUUGAGAGGCUUUUGAAGGCUCUGGCUAAACUUUAUGAUGAAAGUUCUGAAUGCUCAAGGGAUCUUCAGUUUGAGAUUGUCCAGCUUGACAAAACAGACUCAAACAUUUCUGUUCAUGAUUCUGUCCAACUAAAUACCAAUAGAAGUAUGAUUCUGGACAUGGAGUUGGAUGUGAAUGAUGAUUUUAAAGAUCUGGAUUUUUUCACUAUUGGUAGGACGAUUGGCACUGGCAUAUCCAUUUCUGCAGUGAAUUGGAAGAUGGACAUCAUAUCAUUAAUUUCAAGUUUUUUCUCUAUAUUACCAUUUGUUACAUGGGAAACCUUGUUCAACCUUAUGCAGAAAGAAAGUGACACAAGAGUGUUGGAAAAUCUUCUAGUUAAUCUUUGUCAACAUCCUCAAUGGUCGUCUUCCCGAAAGUUUUCAGACCUGGUUAUAUCAUUGAAUGACCUUGUAGAUUUGAGAGCAAACCUUAAACUCCCGUGUCUAGAGAUACUUGCUGCCAUCUGUUGUUUGCUGCAGACCCUUUUAUCACUAGACAUGAUUGCGGAUAAUGAGAAUGAUACUCUGCCUUCAAGGGGAAGAGUACCCGAGCAGAUCUUUCUCAACUCUAAGUCUCAACUGCGAUUGAAGUUGUCAGUGAAGCUCUCGAGAUAUUGUAACGGCGACAAUAUUAAUCCAGUUACUCCUGAUAUUGAUUUGCAGAGCUUGAUAUCUCUUGGAGAUUUGGUGAGCAAAGUUGCUGAAAAUGAUCUUUUUCACUGGUUCGGUCGGGUUAAGCUGAUUGAUUGCAUUUGCAAUUUCAUAUUACUUAGACCUCACAUUGGCCAGACCAUGAUUGAAAAGCUGCUGCUGAUGCUCCGAGAUCCUGAUUAUCGAGUUAGGUUUUCCCUGGGAAGACGGAUUGGUGUCCUUUUCCAAACAUGGGAUGGUCAUGAUGAGCUCUUCCAGGAUAUAUGUUCAAAUUUUGGUGCAAAGUUGGUUGUUUCCUCAAAAAAAGAACUUGUUACUGCUAAGGAGGUUUUAGCUGCUGGUCCUCAGCCUCGUCCAACGAUGGAAACCAUUAUUAUUACUCUCAUGCAUAUUGCACUACACAGUGAGAAAAUAGAGUUGGAGGCUGUUUUUAUGAUGUGUGUAGUUGCUGCAAUUGAUCCUUGUCAGAGGGAACUGGUGGGUGCAGUGCUUGAUAACCUAUCAAGACAGCUCCAGUAUACUACACGGACAAAGUAUAUGGAGGAACUAAUGGGGCAAAUUCUUUUUUGCUGGGUAGCUUGUGGUGUGAGCUUAGUUGCUCUUGUUGAGACAAGGGGCCUUUUUGUCUUGAAUGUGG
Molecule: messenger RNA, 1546 nt
Organism: Ilex paraguariensis (yerba mate)
Lineage: Eukaryota; Viridiplantae; Streptophyta; Magnoliopsida; Aquifoliales; Aquifoliaceae
Source: the annotation of a GenBank genome assembly